CUGAGGGGAGGGUGGGAAAGCUAGUUUUCAUUCUUCCAACAUUCAACCAAAGAGGUUUGGAGCGCAGAAGGCAUCCUGCGGUCUUACCAGACAAGCUGCAAGACUGACCAUGGCCAAGAUGGAGCUCCCGUCGGGCAUCCCUGGCCAACGGACAUUCCUAUCUGCCGUCCUCAACCUGCUGUCACUCAGCCUCUCCACAGCAUCCCUGCUCAGCAGCUACUGGUUUGUGGGCACACAGAAGGUGCCCAAGCCCCUGUGCGGAGAAGGUCUGGCAGCCCAGUGCUUUGACGUGCCAGUGCCCUUGGAUGGGGGCAGCACCAACACAUCAUCCCAGGAGGUGGUACAAUACAGCUGGGCAACUGGGGAUGAGCGUUUCUCCUUCCGUACCUUCCGGAGUGGCAUGUGGCUAUCCUGUGAGGAAACUGUGGAAGAACCAGGGGAGAGGUGCAGAAGUUUCAUUGAACUCACACCACCAACCGAGAGAGGUGAGAAAGGACUACUGGAAUUUGCCACGUUGCAAGGCCCACAUCACCCCACUGUCCGAUUUGGAGGGAAGCAGUUAACGGAGAAGGCUUUCCUCCCCCACCCUCCCUUGGGGCUUGUGGCAAAGAUCCUCCGGUUAUCACUGGGAGUCCAGUUCGUCCACAUCGGACUUGAACUUAUCAGCUUCCUCCUCCUGCUAAUGGAUUUGCUGUUCACUGGGAACCCUGGCUGCGGGCUCAAGCUGAGCGCCUUCGCAGCUAUCUCCUCUGUGCUGUCAGGCCUUCUGGGGAUGGCGGCCCACAUGAUGUACUCACAAGUCUUCCAGGCAACUGCCAACUCGGGUCCAGAAGACUGGAGGCCACAUGCUUGGAGUUAUGGCUGGGCCUUUUACACGGCCUGGGUUUCCUUCACCUGCUGCAUGGCAUCAGCUGUCACCACCUUCAACACAUACACCAAGCUGGUGCUGGAGUUCAAGUGCAAGCACAGUAAAAGCUUCAAAGGAAACCUGAGUUGCCUACCACAUCAUCGCCAGUGUUUCCUCCAGCAGCUGUCAUGUGCAGCCCACCCAGGGGGUCCUUUGACCAGCUACCACCAGUGCCAACAUCAGCCCACCCGCUCUGUCUCUGAAGGAGUUGACUUCUACGCAGAGCUACACAACGAAUUCCAACGAGGCACCAGCCAGGGGCUAAAAGAAGAGCUGGCUGGGACAUCAGCAAAGGAAGAACGGUGUUAGCAGUCUGUGGGUCUGGAGAGCAGGCCGAACCCAACCUUACAUGUGUGCUUGUUAUCAACGUGUGUUUAAGCCUAAGUCUGUCUGUUGGGCAUGGUUUUUAGAGGUUAAGAAUAAGGGUAUGAGAAAGGACGAGUCCAAAGGCGUGGUGUCAGGGUUGCCCUGUUCCGUCACAGCUCUGCCUGCUUUCACCAUCCCCCAUCUAAUGCGUUCAGAAUUCCCUUCUGUCCUUUACUGACCGCCUGUUAUGUGCCGGGUUCUGGACUAAGCAGUGAAGAUACAGAGCGAAGAGAAACACAGCUCCUGCCUCUUAGGGGCUAAUCAAUCUGGUCGUCUGUCUGGGAUCUGGAGAAAUGGAGGUAGGCAAAUCAGCAGUAGAUGAUUGUGGCUCAACUUUCCAUGAUUUCCUGGGAGUCACAGAAGGGAAGAGGAAGUUGCUUUAUCUUAUAACAUGUCCUCCACACUACUUGUUACAUGUCCUGCAUCCAAACAGUGGGUACUCAGUGAAAAUUAGAUAUUAUCUUAGAAGCUAUCAGGAGACUAGUACAGAUGAGAAGGCUCCUACCGCACGCAGGGACAGGCCCACUCCCAGAAAUGGCCAAAGGCUAUUCAGAUAGCACUGUGGUUCUCCACACGGGAGACUUCCCCAGUGAAGAAGGCUGCAGCACACACUCCUCUCUGACUCCCCACAUUCUCAUCCAUUCACUUGCCCUUUCUCUUUUCCACAAGAGAAAGCAAACUACCCGUGAUGACUAAGAAGAAUGAGACUAGCACACAAGUAUGUUCCUAUUACAUAGUAUUUAUUUGUUCUGUAACAAUUCACAUUUUGAAUCGUGCUUCCUGACAAUAUAUAUAUACCAGCUGCCAGGGUGCCACUGUCCCUGUUCCUUCACAGCUCUGCCUCCUUUCACCAUCCCCCAUAUCUCGCGGAUAACAAUUCACAUUCAAGGGGUUGGUAUCACCAUACCACACUAGAAGGGUGAGGAGAGGCCAUCUGGGGGAAUGGGGAGGGCAUGGUCUAGGGCACAGGGGAGGAUCUGUAAGGGAAGGAAAGAGAGGUGGCGAGGAGGAAGACCCCUGCAUUUGCAGAAGUCAUUACUAUUUCUAGGUAAUAGUCAUACUGGCUUUGCUGACAACCCCACGUUGGGAAUGGGGAAAGAAAGCAGCACUUUCUAUCUCAGAUAUCUGCGUGGGUGGGUACCUAUGAGGAAGGAAAUUUGGGGACACACUGGGCAAGAAACCAGGACCCACAUUGGUCAGAUGAAGCUUCCUCAAACUUGAACCACCAUUGACACCCUCUGUACUGGCUGCAAGAGGGAGGAGAAACCUAAAACCUGUGUUUAGCAAAGAGAUUCAAACAUAUCACAGUCAAAACCAUCCAUGAUAAGUUAGUUUGCAAACACACCAUGAAGAAUUUAGGGACAUUAUGUUUUCCUAGCUUCCUCUUAUAUAUUUCCAAAACACCUGGCCUAAGUACAGUCUUCUGCCCAAAACAUUGCCCCCAAACCAGGUCCUCACUCCUCACUUUGCACCUUGCUCCUGCCUAAACUGGCUGCCUUCCCAGAAAGCUUCAACAUGGUGCAGAACCAGGUUUAGGCCAAAUAGCUCAGCCCAGGCUGCAAGACCACCACCCAAGUUUCAGGUAUUCAGUCACCUAUAAAGUAGUCCUUAGAAUUCUCUACUAGAGCAAACUAGAUUCUAGGCUCUUCGACCCAAGUAGAUUCAAACCCUCGAAGGGAAUCUGGAAUUAUCCCCACACUCGGUAUCAGUAAUUAUUUCCCUAAGUUUGCAAUAAGCUGGACCACACAUGCCUCUCCAAGUGUUGAAACCAGAUUUGUUUUCACAGGCUUAAGGCGGGGGUUUCCCAGACACCUGGGAAGGCCAAUCUGUAGGCCAGGCAACAUGCCUGCGUGAAGCUACUGACACCAACCUUUUGUGAUGUCAUAACGCCUACCGGUGGGGCAAUUAAUACAUAUCCCUUUAAUUUGGGAUCCCUAAUUUUCUGGAAUCUCUAAAUGUUCUGGAAUCCCUUUAUUAACACAAGCUAAAAAUAUACAAGCUCAAGAGAGAACUUGAGUUGCACUCAGGGAUGAUCUAUCAAAAUUACUCAAGAAGAAAAGUAGUUAGUUCUCCACCAGCUAAUGUGGGAUUUACUGCUAAACAAACAAUGACCUCGAAGUUUAGGAGAAAACUUAACAGAAGCACUAUAUUUAUAUAGAAGGGAGACUCCCUGGAAAAAAUUCUAAAGAACUUAACCAAUUAUAAAAGUUAUAGUAUUUACAUAGGAAUUUUUCUCAAAAUACAAUGCUUUAAAGGCUCUACAA
Messenger RNA from Hipposideros armiger (great roundleaf bat), 3537 nucleotides. It is a transcript of the gene GSG1, whose product is annotated as germ cell associated 1. The transcript is spliced from 6 exons. Gene Ontology annotation, cellular component: plasma membrane. Bases 110 to 1216 code for a protein of 368 amino acids. NCBI's taxonomy places the organism in Eukaryota, Metazoa, Chordata, Mammalia, Chiroptera, Hipposideridae. The record is from RefSeq and is a predicted model, not a curated record.